UCCAUCCAUCCCUCCCUCUCUUCCUUCCUUCCUUCCCAAUCUGGGUCUCUCUCUUUCUCUGCCUCCCUGCCUUGCACACUCCGCCCCAGAUCGAGAGGAGGAAGGCGGAUCCAGGCUUGGAAGCAGAGGCGGUGGAUCUGGAGGCUUCCCAGCGGAUCAAGGUUGAUCCCAUCACCUGCCUGUUGAUCCUUUUGAAACGCCGGAGAUUAUUGGACCUGCAACCUGGCGCAUGCAACAAAGAGGCGUAAUCCAGCCACAAUGAAAUGCGGAGGCCAAGGUGAAGUGUGGGAACCGCUCGCCGAGACUGCGCUGUGACCUCCUUUGCGACCGCACCGAGGCGUGAUGCUGCUGUAGCAACCAGCUUGCAAAAUGCCUAAAUUUUGGCGAUUCCUGAUGCGCCAAGGUACCUGACUGUGGCGUGCUGACCUCCUUCCCGGCUAUUGCAUGGCGUCUGCCCACUGCGGUGCCAAAGACCAACUUGCGUGCCACUGGAAGCCGCCGCUUUAUAAAAGCUUCGGAAGGCCUUCCUCAUGGGUGAAGGACUGAACUCUUCCGCCAAAGAGACGAAGGCCUCUUAUUAUCCAAGUAUUUGAUCCGUUUCAAAGUUUGGGAGGCGUAGUUUCGUUUCCUCUGCUCGGUUGGAUCUGGGGUCCUGGGUGUUCCUUUGGGCUGCUGGCGGGCAGUGCCAGGGGGAGAGGUACCGGUGGGUGCCUGGGGGCGAUGCAGUCAGACGACCUCUUCAUCCGCAAGAUCCGGCGCCACUCGAACCGCCCGCCUCUGACGUCCCUCUCUUUCGACACCUUCCGGACAUCCAAGUCCCAGGCGGGCGAGGGCCCCCUGGCGGGGCAUUGCGGCCCUGCUCCGUUGAGGUCCCCGAGGCGAAGCUAUCUCAUGCAUCGCAGCAACAGUGACGUGACACUAAGCGAAGGGGAGCUGGCGGUUGCCGCCCCGACUGCCCCUAGCUCUCCUUUGCCGCUGGCGUCGGGAAGCGCAUCUGGGCUCCAUCGGAACAGUAGCGGCAGCCCCAGUUCAUCAGUCAAGGGGACAGCACCGCCUCGAGCGCGGGCACACAGCCACGAGGAGCCACGGGCUGGCAGCCCUACCGCUCGCCGAUUCCGGGACCCCUUGCUUCUUCUCGGACUGUCGACCAGCGAGGUCUGGGAGACCGAAGCAGAUGGUGUGACGCCAGGGGACGGAACUGGCUCCCAUCCUACCCCGGAGGCAGCAGUUCCCGUGUGGGGCCGCCAUUUGGCCCACUACGAUGUGCAGAGCAUCUUGUUUGAGUUGGGUGCAGUGGUCCGGGAAUCUGAGAAGCAGGGCAACAUCACCACGGGGGCAUCAGCCGCUUCUCAGUCUCGCCUGGCGGACAUGACACCCACCUCCGAGAGCGAAGCGGGCGAGGAAAAGGACGGGUCCCUGGUGCUCAGCUGCCCCUGCUUUCGGGUGGAAUCUGGGGGUGAAUCGGAAUCUGGGAUCGGCCAACACCGGGGCUCUUUGGCCGGGUUCCACUGCCCCAACAUGGCGGUUUCGGUCCUGGAGGAACCACGGGAAAGCUAUGGACAGAGGACCAGCCGGGGGGGCCUUGCCAUUGAAUACGCCGACCUCGGAGCCUGUUACUACCGGAAACAUUUCUACGGCAAGGAGCAUCAGAAUUUCUUUGGGGUGGAUGACCAGUUGGGCGCUGUGGCCGUAUCCCUGCGGAGAGAGGAGAAGGAAGGCAGCACUGGUCCGCAAUACAAUUACCGACUUAUCGUACGGACGAGUCAGCUCCGGACUUUGCGAGGAUCCAUCCUGGAGGACGCCCUUCCCCUCGCCGCCCGCCAUUCCACCCCUCGCGGCAUCCCUCCCAAGAAACUGCUGGAGCACGUGAUGCCGGAGCUCAGCCUCCAGUGUCUCCGCUUGGCCUCCAGUUCCCCAAAAGUGCCGGAGACCUUACUCAAACUGGACGAACAGGGGCUCAGUUUCCAGCGGAAAGUCGGAGUGCUGUAUUGCAUGGCGGGACAGGGUUCGGAAGAGGACAUGUACAACAACGAAGAGGCCGGCCCCACCUUCCAGGAGUUCCUAAACCUCCUGGGCGAACGCGUGCGCCUGCGCGGCUUUGAGAAAUACCGUGCGCAGCUAGACACCAAGACGGACUCCACGGGAACCCACUCUCUUUACACAACGUACCAGGACUACGAGAUCAUGUUCCACGUCUCCACCAUGCUUCCCUAUACCCCCAACAACCGUCAGCAACUCCUGAGGAAGCGUCACAUUGGGAACGAUAUCGUCACCAUCGUCUUUCAGGAGCCCGGGGCCCUCGCCUUCACGCCGCGCACCAUUCGGUCCCACUUCCAGCACGUUUUUAUCGUGGUGAGGGUUCACGAAUCUUGCGGUGAGCACACAACCUACAGCAUGGCUGUCAGUUGUACCAAGGACAUCCCACCCUUCGGUCCCUUCAUCCCGGCCGAGAACUCCUUCAUCAAAGGCCCGGCUUUCCGAGACCUUUUGCUCGCCAAAGUGAUCAAUGCGGAAAACGCGGCAGAGCGCUCAGGGAAGUUCCACGCCAUGGCCACCCGCACCCGCCAGGAAUACCUCCGCGACCUGGCCCUCAACCAUGCCACCACCAGCACUUUGGAGGCCUCCUCAUCCCGCCUGGCCCUCAUCGCCUUGGCGGCCAAGAAGCGCGAGAAGUCCAAAGUGCCCAAGGGGGCGGAGGCACACAGCGCGGGCGCUUUGGUCUGGGGCGUGUGGGCGCGGGAUGGCCUCCCUGGACCUGAGAGCAAGGCUCCGGAGUUUUGGUGCCUGCUGGGCAUCUCGGCCGAGUUUCUAGUCCUCAUUGACGCCCGCGAGAAGAGGGUGGUCUUUAACUGCUCCUGCCGGGACAUCCUGGCUUGGACCUUCUCCGAAAGCUGCACUUUGGACCUCUACUAUGAGACGGGGGACUAUAUUUGCAUGCGUGUGGAUGAAGGGCAGGCGACUGACAUUCGGGACAUCGUCCACCGGCUGCAGUUGGUGACCCGGGGCUGCGAGACGCGGGAGCUGACGCUGUUGAGGAAUGGAGUCGGGCAGCUGGGCUUCCAGAUGGACCACGAGGGCUUUGUGACUGAUGUGGAGCGCUUCACGUUUGCUGAGAAGGCUGGGCUCCAACCGGGGGCUCGCCUGGUCCGAGUCUGCGAGAGGCCGCUGCCCAGCCUCAGCCACGCUCAGACCACGGAGCUCCUGCGCACGGCCAAGAAGGUCACCAUCACGGUAGUACCCCCGGAUGAGAAUGGGAAACCCAGGAGGAGCUUCUCAGAGCUGUACCAAAAGUCUUUGCAAGAGAAGAGGAGGAGCGAGCCACCGGCCGGAGAAGUCGAGCUGACCAAGCCAGGGAGCGAAGCCGGGUUCAAGCCGGCCACGCUCCAGCUCCUUCAUUCCCUCUCCUUGCAAGAUGGACCCCCGCACAGUCUGGCUGAAGAGAGGACUGAAUUUCUACGGAGCCACAGUGACCAAAUGCCUGGACCUACAGACUCGGUGCCAUCUCAGGACAUCCCCAUCGUUUCCAAUCCCCCUCCGGAUCUCAUUUUGGCUGCCACUCCAAAGGCCCCUCCAGACCACAAUACAGACCGUGGAGGAGAUCCUGUUGCGAACAAGAAAGUUUCCGUCACGGGUCAAGAAGUCAAAGGCCCUCUGUCCCCGGGAGAGAAGGCUUCCCUCCCUUCGGAGUCCAGCGAAACCGAUAAAUUUCUGCCACGGACCCUUUCCCUGCGCAACUCCAUCACCAAAAUCCUCUCUGAAGCUGGCGAAUCGCCGGAGGAUGAAUGGGAAUCCAUUGCCAACUUGGCCUCGGCUUGCAACAGCAUCCUGGAAGCCCUUUCCAGGGAAGGGCAGCAUGUGCCGGAGAACAGGGAAUCCUUAUGCGCCGCCGUCCAGAGAAGCGCAAGCCAGCAGCAACCCAAUGAGGAUUCCCAGGAUGCUCUAAGUCUUGCCGACAAGGUUUUGCAUUUGGAAUCGACGCUUAAGAAACUUCAGGAAGAUCUUCAGAGGGAGAAAGCCGAGAAGGCCGCCUUGCAAGCCGAAGUCCAGAGCCUGCAGGAGAACACCCAGCGCUUGAAGGAAGCGUCGGAGACGGCCGCAGCUCAGCUCAGCCAAGUCACACAAAUGCUGGGCGGCCCCCCGACGCCCCCCCACUGCCCUUGAGGUUUCCCCCUUGAAAUCUCCGUCUUCUCCUUCUCAGCCCCAGGAGCAAGUGACCUGUCUCUCUCUCACUUUUCCAGGGAGAUGCAAGAGACACUUUGGACUGUCACCAGCUUCCGGACUUCGCUGUCGGUCUGUUGAAGCACCAGCUUCUGGUCUGAUUAUUUCAAGAGACCAGUGGGACAAAGGAGGGUGAUGUUUGGGUUUUGUGCAAAUACUAUCAGUCUUCCUGGGUAAGAUGAGCCCUUCCAGCUUGUGGCUAGUAGACAGAUGCCCUCCUGGCCAUGGAGAGACCUGCCAUCCAGACACUGAGUUCCCCGGCGCAUUGCGGCACCGGCCUGUCGCUUAGUCCGAAGCCGUAUGGCCCUCCUAGCUGUGAUGGUGGGUGGGUGGGUAGUUGGGGAUGACUUGGGUUGUCAUUGUGUUGUUGUUUCUACCAGAUUUUAGGAUCUUGGACUUUUUCUUGCCACUAUUCCCCCAUCCGAAAGGGAACGCCACAACGCAGUGGCUCCGUUGGAAAAGACGGGGGGACACAGUUCACCAGGCAAUAACUGCAGAUCGCCUCGGAGGUUACGGAUAGUGUAAGGAACGAACCUGCGUUGGUGGUGGUUUACUACACUGGGCAAGAGGUGUGGGGUGGUUGGUGUCGGAACCUUCUGCUCUUCCUCUCUCUUUCUCUUCCUUCCUUCCUUCCUCCUUCCUUCCUUCUCUCUUCCUCUUCCAAAUUCCAGCACUGAUCUGGGUGGCACCGACUGCUACUUUGGGGCGGCAGCCCUUGCAUACCUAAUUAACUGUGAAUUUUUUAAUUUGGAAAACUGUGACAUGUCCUCCUUGCCUCGCCUCCGUCCUCCUCGCCUUGUGGUCCCGAUUCCCCGUCUCUGCUUGCAACCUUCCGACUCAAUUCCUCAGUGAGACGGAAGAGAUGGCCUCCCGUCUACUCUUUCUCUCGCUCCGACUGGUGCUAUCCAUUCCUCGUCCUUUCCGCUUCUGCUCCUCUUUGUCCGUACCUCAGUCUUCCUGACUUCUGGAAGCGGGGAUUGUAGGAUUGGAAGGGACACCCAAGGGCUAGCUAGUCCAACCCUUUGCUACCACAUACUGCAAGACAUCCAUAGCUAAAGCGCCUCUGAUCUGUUGACCGUCCCAAAAAAAAGGAAGGAAAUUCCGCCAUCUUCUAAGGUAGUCCGUUCCACUGUCGAAAAACCUUUGCCGUCAGGAGAGUUUUUACAAAACGGAAUCUCCUUCCUUGAGAUCCAGAUCCAUGGCUUUGGGUCUUGCGGAAAAGGUGCUUGCUCCAUCUUCCAGGUUGAGAUCCGGAUCUAUGGGUCUGGGCUUUGCAAAAAGGAUUCUUGCUCCAUCUUCCAUGUUCAGGUCUGGAUCCAUGGGUUUGGGUCUUGCAGAAAAGACGCUUGUUCCAUCUUCUAUAUGGAGACCUGAAUCCAUGGAUUUGGGCUUUGCAGAAAAGAUGCUCGCUCCAUCUUCCACGUUGAGAUCUGGAUCCAUGGGUCUGGGCUUUGCAAAAAAGACACUCGCUCUAUGUUCCAUGUUUUGACAGACCCACAUAGACAUGGUAUGCAUGGGGUGUCCUUCUUUUUGGGGAGGGGACUUCUGACAUUUCUGACUGUUCUGCCCAUAUUUCAUCUUUCUUGGACUAAGGUUUAAGGAGGAGGCGAGGAAAGGAGAAUGGAUUGCCUGUCUGUCUCUUCCCCCGUAACUCCUCUCCCAGUCUAUAUUUGAACUGAAUGUACAGACUUAGCCGUCCCCUUCCUUGUGCAAUAAAGUCUUGGUCUGCAGCCAUA
Molecule: messenger RNA, 5954 nt
Organism: Sceloporus undulatus (fence lizard)
Lineage: Eukaryota; Metazoa; Chordata; Lepidosauria; Squamata; Phrynosomatidae
Gene: SIPA1
Product: signal-induced proliferation-associated 1
Exons: 18
Coding region: 721-4161 (1146 amino acids)
Biological process (GO): epithelial cell morphogenesis; regulation of small GTPase mediated signal transduction; establishment of epithelial cell polarity
Cellular component (GO): plasma membrane; Golgi apparatus; cytoplasm
Molecular function (GO): GTPase activator activity; protein binding
Source: RefSeq, a predicted model, not a curated record